ACCCAACAAAAAACAUACAAAGCACACAAAGAUCCACUUGUUUAUUCACUUUGAACAGACAUGAUGAUGAAGAAACAAGUGGUAUUCGGAGUGUUCUUAGUUGCCCUUCUUGUUAUUUGCUUGAAUAAAGUUGAAGGUGCGAGGCCGUUCCUAGCCACCGAUGAGAUCCGGUUCCUGUUCCAGAUGCUCCAAAGGGCUCCGACCCCACCGUCCGGUGGCAACGGUUGCACCGGCAUUCCCAAGGGUUCGGGCCAAUGCCACGGUUGAGCCGUUGCAUCGAGCCUAGAUGGUCUUAUUAUUAUUGAUCUGUUCUUAAUUCUUUGGUUCUUUUACUAAGAUAUGUAUAAUGUGGAUGUAUACAUGAUAUAUGAUAGCUUAUGAUAAUAAACAUUCGAUGUAAUGGCAGUAUACACAAGGCAAGA
Messenger RNA from Tarenaya hassleriana, 422 nucleotides. RefSeq lists its product as uncharacterized. Lineage: Eukaryota; Viridiplantae; Streptophyta; Magnoliopsida; Brassicales; Cleomaceae. The transcript has a single exon. Bases 61 to 267 code for a protein of 68 amino acids. The record is from RefSeq and is a predicted model, not a curated record.